Brassica napus (rape) is the source of this 642-nucleotide messenger RNA. RefSeq names its product arabinogalactan protein 41. The coding region runs from base 234 to 425 and encodes 63 amino acids. The record is from RefSeq and is a predicted model, not a curated record. Lineage: Eukaryota; Viridiplantae; Streptophyta; Magnoliopsida; Brassicales; Brassicaceae. The transcript is spliced from 2 exons.
UCAAAAGAAGCUCCCAUGAAUCCCAUUACCUCUUUACAUCGUUCUGCCUAGAGUUCUCAUUAACUUUUCCUUUCCGUCCUUUUUAUCUCUCCCUUGUUCUUCCCUCUCUAGAAAUUAAGAGAGGGGAGAACCUUUGAUAACAGCAAAAAGAUAUUAUAUAGCUGAAUAUAUAAUUUCUUAUAUAUCAAAGUAAUUAAAGUGAAGAGGGAAAGGGAGGAAACAUAAACUUCAAAAUGUCGGUUUCAAGGCUUUUCUUCGGAGUUCUUACAAUCCUAGCUGUAGUUUCCUCUAUUUUGUUGUCAAUGGCACAUGCUCAAUCAGCAGCUCCUGCUCCAGCUCCGACAAGCGAUGGAACAACAAUAGACCAAGGCAUAGCAUAUCUCCUUAUGUUGGUGGCAUUGGUCCUUACUUAUCUCAUCCAUUGAUCCUUCUAUCAUUUUAAUAUUGGUCUCUAUUUAGUUUAAUUAUAUUUUCUCGUUUUGAUUAUAAUUAAAUAGAGACCAGAAAAGAUUUAUAUGUGGUAGAGAAAUUAACGAGGUUUUCUUAUUUUUGGAGUAUACAAUUUUGAAGUUCAUUUCUAUAAAGUCGAUGUGCGUUCAACUGUUGGAAAUAUAUUUCAUCGAUCGAUUUACUUUUUCUUCA